Medioppia subpectinata is the source of this 1431-nucleotide messenger RNA. The record is from the annotation of a GenBank genome assembly. Lineage: Eukaryota; Metazoa; Arthropoda; Arachnida; Sarcoptiformes; Oppiidae.
AUGAAGACAUCGCAGAAGAGGAGCGGCGAAAGGGGUGGCGAAGGAUAUCGACCACAAUAUGAGUCCAAACACAGAAAGAGACACAAUAGCCAGAGUCCGAACUUACAGUAUGUCUCCGAUGAGAACCACUCGACUCGCGAGGAAUACGAAGAGGAAGAAGAAGAAGACGAGAUGUUAGACGAGACCAAUGAGGAAGGGCUCGAUAUAAAGCCAUCGCAACACAAGGCGUCCACUUAUUCCCGGCAUAAGAACUAUUCGGUUGAUUAUAAUUAUAGAAAUACUUACGAAAAAAGUUUGAAUCGAUCGACAAAAGAGUCGCCUUUUGAGAGACCGAAAGACAGAUAUCGAGACAAACACCGCAACAGAAGUCGAUAUUCAUAUAACAAGAGCGUAAAAAGUGAAGACUUUAGACGCCGGCGACGGGAAGACGAGACCGAAGUAAACGUCAAUCGAAACAGAAAUCAAAACACCGAUAAACAGACUCUUUCCGAGCGUUGGAUGGGUUUAGACGAUAAGAAUAGUUCCGGCGAUAACUGGAGGUCUAAGCGCAGUGGCAGUGGACUGACAACCAGUCGAUCGGCUAAACAAAAGCAUAACAAAGAGUUAGAGCCGAGUCGUGAGAGAUUACAAAAAUCUCUACAAAUGGACAGAAGUGUGAAUAAAGUAAUGGACUCUUCAAACACAUUGUCAACGGUUAGUGUCAAACAGACGCCAAAGAAGUUGAAUGAAAUGCUUGACUGGCAAGAGGUAGAGAUGAGUGAAGAAGCGAGGGUUAGUGAUGAACACAGUGUUACCCAUGGAAGUGAUGUCUCGGAAUCCGAUGAUAACGAACCACCGGUAGAAUUAGGAGACGACAUGAGCGACGAUUUGCCCGAUUAUUAUCCGGCAAUACAGGGCUGUCGUAGUGUCGAUGAGUUUGAGCGCAUUAAUCGCAUAGAAGAGGGAACGUAUGGAGUGGUGUACAGAGCGAGGGAUCGGCGGACCAACGAAACGGUCGCUCUUAAGAGGUUGAAGAUGGAGAACGAGAGCGAAGGCUUUCCCAUCACUUCGUUGCGCGAAAUCAACACUCUAUUGAAGGCAAAGCACGAGAACAUUGUGGCCGUCCGGGAGGUUGUGGUCGAUGUUAAUGUGGAUAACAUAUUCAUUGUCAUGGAGUUUGUCGAACACGACCUCAAGAGUCUUAUGGAUGCCAUGAAACAGCCCUUUCUGUUGGCCGAAGUCAAGUGUUUGAUGCGACAGUUGCUGCGAGCUAUGGCUCAUCUGCACGACAACUGGAUUAUUCACCGCGACUUAAAGCCAUCCAAUGUGUUGGUCACUUGCAAUGGGGUACUCAAAGUGGCCGACUUUGGUUUGGCCCGAGAGUAUGGCUCAUCUCUCGAAGCGUACACUCCUGUUGUGGUCACCCUUUGGUAUCGUUCGCCGGAACACUAA